Molecule: messenger RNA, 2249 nt
Organism: Cokeromyces recurvatus
Lineage: Eukaryota; Fungi; Mucoromycota; Mucoromycetes; Mucorales; Mucoraceae
Exons: 5
Coding region: 103-1935 (610 amino acids)
Molecular function (GO): protein binding
Source: RefSeq, a predicted model, not a curated record
CCUGUAUUCACUCUCCCCUUUAUUGAUAUUUUCUUUUCUUUUUUAUAAAUAUAUACUUUUAUAUCAUUAUUAUUAUUAUUAUUAUUUUUACCUUUUAUUAUAAUGUCAGUUGUAAUGAAAUCUGGUCAGCCUGUUCAAACUACAGGGAAAAACUUGGUAGGUCUUUGGAGACCUUCAUUUGUUAAAGUAGACCAUAGAAUAUUUGUUUAUGGAGGUGGAGGAAAUGUGACAAAUGAUUUACACGUAUUAAACUUGAUAGAUAUGAAAUGGGAAACUCUUAAAACAGUAAAGGGGACUCCACCUUGUAAACGGUAUGGUCAUACAGCUUCACUAUGGAAUAAUUGUAUCAUUAUAUUUGGUGGAUGCAAUGAGUAUCAAGAGUAUUGUAACGAUGUUCAUCUAUUUAAUAUAGAAAAAAUGACAUGGUUUCAACCUGAAUUUAAUGGAAGCAUACCUGCACGAUACUUGCAUACUGCGUCUGUGUACGACGACAAGUUAUUUAUUUAUGGAGGAUUUGCAAAGAAUUCAGAUUGCACUUAUGUAUUAGAUGAAUUAAGUAUAUUAGAUUUAAAGACGUUUCAUUGGACAAAACAUCAUGGUAUUCCACCUCGUUAUAAUCAUUCAGCGACAUUAAUAGGACAUAAAAUGUAUAUCUAUGCUGGUAAAGAUGAACAUGGAAGUACAGUCUCUGAUUUAUUUGUAGUCAACUUGAACACUCCACCUUAUACACCUCAUCUUGUACUUUCAACAUCGAAUAAUUCACAAAUGGUUUUAUUGAAAAGUCAACAUUUUUGUGAAGCGAUAUGUGGAAAAUUAGUUAUCUUUGGACGAUACUUGAUUAAUAAUAAUACGAAUGAAUCAUCUUAUGGACUUUGGAUGCUUGAUUUAGAUACAUUUAUAUGGGACAGACAAGACUGUAAUGGUAUAUUUGAAGUAGGAGGAUGGAAUUAUUUUACUAUUUUACAAGAUAAUCAACAACAGCAACAAGUGAAUUUAAAUAAUUUAUUUUUCCUUGGUAAUACUGAUCCAUUUAGACCACAAGGAUAUGAUCAUUUUAGAGAUGCUUUAAUGAUUGAUAGUGAAACACUUGGUUUAUUUGAUAUACCUUCUUCUCUUCCUAUUUAUUCUGGUUUUUCUAAAUUAUUAAACAAUCCUGAAUUAUCUGACUUUAUCAUAGUCCCUGCUAAUGGUCAAUCAUUUUUUGUCCAUCGAGUCAUCCUGAUCACGCGCUGGCCGCAUUUCAGGAACAUGUACAAAUCAGGUAUGAUUGAAUCUCAACAAGGCCGUAUGGAAAUCCCUGAACCCUAUCAAGUCGUCUUUGCUUUCUUAAAAUAUUUGUAUAAUGAUCGACUUGACGAUACUGAGUCAUGUGACACAAUUUGCCAUCUUUUGAUUUUGGCCAAUAUGUAUCUCCUGAAUCGACUCAAGAAAUUAUGUUGCGAACGUCUCUAUGAGAAUCAUUUAUCAGUAGAAAAUUGUGGAAUCAUCUUUGAAAAGGCCAUAGCGUCAGAGGAGAUAGGACUAAAGACACUUGCAUUAAAUUUUAUGUUUCGUCAUUUAGGCCAAAUCUUGAAGACAGAUAUCUUGAUAGAGAUGUCACCUAUGGUCCGUAAAGAGUUCUUGGAUGCUGUACCUGAAGAUGCUGUAUUAGAUAUUCAUCAUCAUCAAUACCGUCAAAAUAAUUAUUCGCCCAAUAGUCUUAUGCAGAUGUCAUCAUCUAAACUAUCCUUUAAAGUCAACCAUGCACAUCCUAACUAUACCCUCUACAAUCAUAAUAAUACACUAAUAAGGAACAAUACAAACAGUAUUCAACAACAAAAUAACUCUAUUAUCACUACUACCACCACCACCACUACUACUACAAAUAAUAAUGAUAUACUUCCUUCUUCUUCUUCUACUACCCUUAAUCCUUCAAUAACUACUGUCGGUGUCUAAUCAUCUUCUUUUUUUACUACGCUUUUAUCAAUAAAUAUGAAUCUAAUUCCUUUUAUUAUUAUUUUAUUUCAUAUAAAUAUAUUCUUGAUAAGAAGGGGAAGGGGGGUAUAAUUUGUUUACCAACUGGCUUCUUCUGUUGUACUCAUUAGUAAGGAUGAAUAAACCUCUUUUUCUAUACUAUUACGUAACAUAGAUGGCUGUUCUUCUUCUUCUUCUUCAUAAUAAUGAUAUUGUUGUUGUUGUUGUGAUUCAAUUGAAUAUUCACUAUUAUUAUUACUACUACUACUACUGACAGAAGAGCCUAAAUGGUUUGA